Molecule: messenger RNA, 399 nt
Organism: Echinostoma caproni
Lineage: Eukaryota; Metazoa; Platyhelminthes; Trematoda; Plagiorchiida; Echinostomatidae
Source: the annotation of a GenBank genome assembly
AUGGAAAGAUUCAACGGCCUGAGGGAGGAAGAUGUAAAAGACAAAACGCUUCCUGAUCAUCUAAGAGAAAAUCUUGAUAUCGUUGGCAUCAAUCCCAGUUUGGCCUCAGCACACGUAGGACAUCAUUAUGCUGGUCCGGGGAAUCACUUUUGGACCUGUUUGUUCCAGUCCGGAUUAGUCCCUAUGUCGGUUUCGUGUUACGAUGAUGCUAAAAUGAUGGAUUAUGGUAUCGGAUUUACAAACGUCUGUACAAGACCUACCAAAGGUGCUGCGGAGUUAACCAGAAAAGAAAUGAAGGCUGGAGCCGCCGUUAUGCUAGAAAAAAUGCGGAAAUACAAUCCAAAAAUUGCUGUAUUCAAUGGCAAAGGUAUGUCUUACUCGUAUAUUCACUUCAUCUAA